CUGAUCAACUUUGAACACUUAUCAAUGGGCGACGAUCUUUCCAUUGUGCGUGAAUACCUAGAACUAUGUUGCAAUAGUGAGUGUAAGAAAAGAACGUUGACUGUGAUGAAGGAUAUGCCACAGUAUGACACAAACUUCCUUCAUUCGUAUAACGAUGGGCACUUGGAGGUUGUAAUGUUUAAAUCCACCUCUAUCAAGAUCUUCCAAACCUCCCAUACUAUCAUGGAACAGUUUCUCAAAGAUGGCCAAGCUCUCAAAGACGAAGAAGAUCUUGUAAAGAUAUAUCUGGCCACCAUAGGUCUCAUGAUGACAACCAAUGAGAACCACACUGUUAUUAGUAUUCACGAUGAUAUCACAUGGAAAAUGUUACACUGUAACAGUACCACUUUAUCGCAUAUUGAUCCUAUGUUUGAAUCGGAUAAGCUCAUUCUCUGUGAAAUGGCGAUACUACAAUCACUGUUGUGCUCAAACAAGAAUAAACUUAACAAAUCCUCUUCAUAUUGGCACUUAUUCAAAAAGAUGAUGAUAUUUGUCAUAGAUUCUAAAUCUAUAGGGAAGAUCCCCGUGUACUUCUUUGAGUCUACUGUUUUCACAUCGGCAAAGCUUCACAAGUCCAACUAUUACGCCUGGUCUUUCCUGCAGUUCUGCGUAAGCAUUGCGAAAGUACGAACAGAUUCCAUCAAGUACCAUAAAAUUUUGAAAGACGUUGAACAUUUUUGCAAGUUAAACCAAACAGAUUCAAGCGCGUGGUCGUGUAUGGGCAAUAUGUUAGAGAUCAACGUGACAGAGCUGAAGUUGGCUAUUUUUGAGUAUAAUAAGUACGCUACAAGAUCUCAAUUGGAAUUGUCAUAUGCCAAAGUCAUGCUUCUUGUGCCGAGUAUAGGUGAGAAAUUGAAAGAGAUGAGUGCAUGGUUAUGGAAAUCGAAGUGUACUUCUGAAGUUCCCUACCAUACAUUUGGUCGGUUAUUGUUAUAUGCAGUGAAGAAGCAGAACGAACACGUUUUGGUAUGGAACCUUAUGGAACAAGCAGUUGUUCAUUGUUCCGUGAUGGAGGACUUGUGGUUUAAAGAGAGGCAGAUCAACAUGGUUUUGAAGAGAGGAUACUUCACCACAGAUGUUGACCUCAAUAAGGAUUUGGUAUUACGUGAUCGAGUGUUAUCGUAUUUCAACUGGAAGAGACUUCUGAACUGGCAUACUGAGUUCAUAUUCGAUCCAUAUCUACGAGACAUACCGUUAGAUGUCACUCUUGACGAGUAAACUAGCGAUACUUAACUCAAGCAUACAACGUGAUCAAAAA
Molecule: messenger RNA, 1297 nt
Organism: Williopsis jadinii
Lineage: Eukaryota; Fungi; Ascomycota; Saccharomycetes; Phaffomycetales; Wickerhamomycetaceae
Gene: ECM9
Product: Ecm9p
Exons: 1
Coding region: 25-1257 (410 amino acids)
Source: RefSeq, a predicted model, not a curated record